AUGCCAGACAUCGAAAUCGCUCAAUUGCCCCAGGAAAUUCGUGAGAAACUCGCUGAGCUAGAGUUAGAAUUGUCGGAAGGUGACAUCACGCAAAAAGGCUACGAUAAAAAGCGAAAUGCUUUGCUCGGACCGUUUCUAAAGUUACAAGCCUCAUCCUCUCAGCCGACCGCCUCACCGAGUACUCGAGCUCAUCGGCGACAUCAAAGGAGACUGACGAGAGAUGAGAAUCGAUUUCAUUCAGAAAUUCGAGCCGAAGCCGUGCAAGCUGCUCUCAAAGAAUAUUCGACGAGAAACGAUUUGGAGGCAGCUUUGGCUCCAUUGAGGAGACGGGGGACAAAUUCGUCAAUCGGUCGAGAAGAAAAGAAAUACUCGAGA
Molecule: messenger RNA, 375 nt
Organism: Mesorhabditis belari
Lineage: Eukaryota; Metazoa; Nematoda; Chromadorea; Rhabditida; Rhabditidae
Source: the annotation of a GenBank genome assembly